AUGUCGAAACCAAUUCUGUAUUCAUACUGGAGAUCUUCUUGUUCUUGGCGUGUUCGAAUCGCUCUUGCUCUGAAAAACAUUGAGUAUGACUACAGACCAAUCGAUCUUUUUUCGGAGGAAUCCAAGAACAACGCGGAAUUCGUGAAACACAACCCGGCCAAGAAGGUUCCAACUCUCAUAAUCAAUGGAUUAUCUCUGACUGAAAGUCUCGCUAUAAUCGAGUAUUUGGAUGAAGCCUAUCCGGAUCCCCCGUUUCUUCCAAAGGAAUUGGAUAAGAGAGCCUAUUCUCGUGCUAUUGCUCUUCAUAUUGUCUCCAGUAUCCAACCCCUACAAGCCAUCAGCAUCCACAAGAUGUUAAAUGAAAAGGAAGCGGGAUACGGUGAUUUUUGGUGCAAUCACUUCGUGACACGUGGAUUUGAUGCUCUCGAAGAGCUCUUGAGAAAGUAUUCUGGAAAAUAUUGUGUUGGCGACCAGCUGACAAUCGCCGACAUCAACAUUCCUUCGAUUAUUUAUAAUGCCAAAAUAUACAAAGUCGACAUGUCUCCGUAUCCAACACUUGUCAGAAUCGCUGGAACACUCGAAGAGGAUCCACGAUUCCAGGCGGCACAUCCAGAUCGUCAACCGGAUGCUCCAAAAAAGAACUGA
Caenorhabditis remanei is the source of this 645-nucleotide messenger RNA. RefSeq lists its product as uncharacterized. Gene Ontology annotation, cellular component: cytoplasm; mitochondrion. The coding region runs from base 1 to 645 and encodes 214 amino acids. The record is from RefSeq and is a predicted model, not a curated record. Lineage: Eukaryota; Metazoa; Nematoda; Chromadorea; Rhabditida; Rhabditidae. The transcript is spliced from 6 exons. Gene Ontology annotation, molecular function: maleylacetoacetate isomerase activity; glutathione transferase activity. Gene Ontology annotation, biological process: glutathione metabolic process; L-phenylalanine catabolic process.